AUGAGUAGCAAAAGUGGUAGAGGUGGUAAUAAAAGUACACCAUUUAAAGUCGGUGGUCAAGUUGGUGAUGAACAAAGACAAUAUUUUAAAGAUGCAUCAAAAGAGAUUAGAAAUUUAGGUUUAAAAGUUGUAGCAAGAAGAGUUAAAAGAAGUGCAGCUGAAGAUGAUUUAAUAAAAAGUGGUAGAAAAGUUAAAAAAACUUUUUUACCUUUUAAAAAAGCCAUCAUAAAUAAUAAAAUUGAAAAAGAAAAACAAGAAAAUUUAAUUACAGAAAGUAUUUUAAGAGGUGAAAAACCAAUAAAGAAAUCAAUUAAAUCAAAUAGUAAUAAUAAUAAAGAUGAUGAACCAGGUCUCAAAAUUGGUAGAUUUUCAAAUGGCACAUUACACAUUAAUAAACAUGAUAUUAAAACCGUAUAUUCAAGUAAAAGUAAAGGUUAUAAUAGAGGUGGAAGCAGUAGUAGAGGUGGUGGUGGUGGUGGUAGAGGUGGUAGCAGAGGUGGUGGUAGAGGUGGUAGAAGUGGUGGUAGAGGUGGAAAAAGAUAA
Messenger RNA from Dictyostelium discoideum AX4, 543 nucleotides. RefSeq lists its product as hypothetical. The transcript is spliced from 2 exons. Lineage: Eukaryota; Evosea; Eumycetozoa; Dictyosteliales; Dictyosteliaceae. The record is from RefSeq and is a predicted model, not a curated record. The coding region runs from base 1 to 543 and encodes 180 amino acids.